CAGUGCGCGUUGCGACAGUGCGCAGGACAGGGAAGGAAAGAGAGGAGGGAGAAAGAGAGAGAGAGAAGGUAAACAUCGGAAAUUAUGGCUGAAAUUGGAGCUGAAAAUCGUAGAACUCUUGCACAAAUAAGAGCAGAACGGUUUGAUAAUGAAGGACACUCUACCGCUUCUAGCGAGGAACAAGAGCAAGUUGAGAGGAGUGUUUUAACCCAAUAUGACAUUUAUGAUAAACGAGCUGAAGUUGAUGAAGAAUGCCCUGUCCUAUUACGACAAAAGCAUAUCAGCUUUUUGAAAAAAUCUUUGACCCAUCUGCCUGGUGGAUUUCAGUGCCUUGAUAGCAGCAGACCUUGGUUGGUGUAUUGGAAUGUUCAUGCCCUGGCUCUGCUUGAAGAAUCGUUGAUGUCAGAGGAUUAUUCAUCUCUUGCUGGUUUCCUUGCAAAGUGCCAGUCGCCAAAUGGAGGGUUUGGUGGUGGUCCAGGCCAAAUGCCUCAUUUGGCGUGCACGUACGCAGCUGUAAAUGCCUUAUGUACCAUUGGAACCAAGGAGGCAUUCAACGUUAUCAAUAGGGAAAAACUGCAGCAAUUUUUUUGGUCAGUGAGACAACCUGAUGGCUCAUUCAUAAUGCAUCAAAAUGGUGAGGUCGAUGUGAGGGGCGCAUACUGUGCACUCUCUGUGGCAAAACUCACCAAUAUCUAUACCCCCAGCCUGUUUGAAGGCACCGCAGAGUGGAUAGUUAGAUGUCAGUCAUAUGAAGGAGGAUUUUCUGCAUGUCCAGGAAUGGAGGCACACGGUGGCUAUUCAUUUUGUGGUCUUGCAACAUUGUUCAUGCUUGGUAAAGACCACUUGUGUGACAUAAAUGCUUUCACGAGAUGGAUUGUUAAUAGACAAAUGAGAUUAGAGGGUGGGUUUCAAGGCAGAACAAAUAAGUUGGUCGAUGCAUGUUAUUCAUUUUGGCAAGGCGGAGCCUUUCUUUUUCUACAUAAUAUUUUAUUUAGAGAAAAUAAAACUGUUGUCAGUGCUGACAAAUGGUUAUUCAAUCAAGAAGCUUUACAAGAAUACGUACUUAUGUGUUGCCAGUUAGCAUCUGGUGGACUCAUUGAUAAGCCAGGAAAACCUAGAGACGCUUACCAUACAUGUUAUGCACUAAGUGGACUAUCUAUUGCUCAACACACCUCCCUUGUCAAAAAAUGUGUACUUGGAUCCAAAUCUAACCUACUGGCACCAAUUCAUCCUAUGUACAACAUUACAGUUGAUUCAGCAGUGAAGUCAAUGAAGUAUUUUGAAAAUCUUGCUGUUCCUCAGAUUAGCUAAUUUCAAGUCAUACUAUUUGUGGCUUCCAGGGUAACUUUAAGUGCCAUAGUUCAAACCAUUUUUUGGUGGAAGCUAUCCUCCAAUUUGUGAUAUUUUUAAUGUAUUUUAAUAACAAUGUUUACAAUAACUAAAUUACCAAGACUUAAAGGUUCUGUAAUACUGCAGUCUAAACUCAAAUGCUUUAACUAUACUGCAUACAUUUCCACUCAUGGAAAAUUAAGUUUUCAUUGUUUUUCCCUUUUAAUGUUACCGUUGCUUCAGAAGGAUUUUCUCUUUGUAACUUCUAUCGCCUAUCGGACUAUCAUUGCAUCGCUAAAUUGUUUGAUGUGCAUCUUUGUAUUUCUAUCUUGCAUGUCUGUGAAGAAAAUAAUUAUUUGAAUUGCAAAUCACUCCAUUUUGAAAGUAAAUAUGAUGCACUACAGAGCCUUCAAAAAUAUUGUAAAAUAUUUUUGGGACUAUCAACCUUGUUGUAUGUAACUGUAGUUUUAGUUUCAAUGUUUCCUUUUGCAAGCAUAUUCUUCAAGAAUAAUCAUAAAUCAGUCUUUUUGAGGACCAUAAGAUUGUUUUUCUUCUUGAACUGUGUUUGCAAGUUGCUAAUAUUUGUUACAGAAGUAUUUUUACACAUGUGUUACUAUACAUUUCAACUUCUUCUACCUAUUUGAUUGUCAUUUCUUUAAUUCUGAUGGCAUUGUGCUUAUUCGUGUGUGAUGCAUGUCUUUGUCAACAAAUAUAUUAUAUGAAUUUUUUGCUUUACAUGUCUUGCAUGUCUUUGGGAACGAAAUGAUUAUUUUAAUUUGCUAAUUGUUUAUUUCACAAAGUUGAUAUAAGUCAUCAAAAAAUAUUCUAAAAAUAUUUUUUGAGACUACCAACUGUGUUUGUAAAUAGAACUGUAGUUUUAGUUUUGAUGUUGUUUUGACUAAGUGUUCAUCAAGGUCCUUACUGAGCAUGUACUCAUAUGAAAAUGAACUGAUUAUAGGUCCUUCAAGGUCCGAGCGAGCAAAUAUUCAUAAGAGUGAACUGAUACAAAGGUCCUUUCCAGGCGUCUUCGAGCAUAUAUUCAUUAAGGUGAACUAAUAUUGACCCUUUCAAUUCACAGUGAUGUUUGUACUUAUUUUCUCUUUUUAUGUGACUGUUGUCAAACUCAUUUGUUAGUUGAAUAAAAAAGAACCAUAAUUAAA
Molecule: messenger RNA, 2489 nt
Organism: Thrips palmi
Lineage: Eukaryota; Metazoa; Arthropoda; Insecta; Thysanoptera; Thripidae
Gene: Fntb
Product: protein farnesyltransferase subunit beta
Exons: 10
Coding region: 85-1311 (408 amino acids)
Biological process (GO): protein farnesylation
Cellular component (GO): protein farnesyltransferase complex
Molecular function (GO): protein farnesyltransferase activity
Source: RefSeq, a predicted model, not a curated record